AUGAAAUGUCAUAGCAUAACAUUAUUCUUCAUUUUGAUUGCAGAAACCUUAUGCUUUGAUGGAAAUGAUAAAAUAUUUCUUAGUUUAUCCCAAUCAUUUUGUUCAAUUAUUGUUACUGAAUUGGGUGAUAAAGUAAUAUAUGAUUAUGUAAUACUAUAAUAGACCUUCUUCUUAGCUGCUAUCAUGUCUAUUAAAUAUAACCGAAUAGCAGUUCUGAUCGGCUCCACUAUCGCACUCAUACUCAUCACGACCAUCAGCACCAUCUUUGGACUCGUCAUUCCUGAAUUGAUUUCAAUCCUCUACGCAUAGGUUCUAGUUUCAAUUGUUUUCUAUGGUUUUGGUGUUAAGUUUCUCUAUGCCUGGUACACCAUGUAGAAAGAAAAGGAAGAACUACAAGAAGUUGAAUAGGAGCUGACCACCUUGGAUAAAAAAUUGAUGAAUCUCCCAGAUCCCGAGACCGACCAAGUCAAUGACAAUGUGACCAAAAGUAAACACCCUCAUUAUUUAACUAUAGAUUUUAUAUAAGUACAAUUCAAAUCCGUGGUUUGGUAGGCAUUUACCUUAACGCUUUUGGGAGAGUGGGGCGAUAAAAGUCAAAUUACCACCAUCAGUCUGACAGCAAUCUAUAACCCCUUCUAUAUCUUCUUUGGUGCCAUUAUGGCCCACUUUUUCUGCACCGUUAUAGCAGUUCAUGGUGGAAAAUUGAUUGCAAAUAAAGUAUCAGAAAAAAAUUUCAAUUUUCUCGGAGGCAUUGCUUUCCUUUCCAUAGCACUUAUAAACACUUAUAUGGCUCUAUUUUUAUGA
Paramecium octaurelia is the source of this 804-nucleotide messenger RNA. The record is from the annotation of a GenBank genome assembly. Lineage: Eukaryota; Ciliophora; Oligohymenophorea; Peniculida; Parameciidae.